Triticum turgidum subsp. durum (durum wheat) is the source of this 1497-nucleotide messenger RNA. NCBI's taxonomy places the organism in Eukaryota, Viridiplantae, Streptophyta, Magnoliopsida, Poales, Poaceae. The record is from the annotation of a GenBank genome assembly.
AUGGGGCAGGAGGAGGAGGCGCAGUCGCUGGCGCUCACGCCGACGUGGGUGGUCGCCUCCGUCUGCCUCGUCAUCGUCGCCAUCUCCCUCGCCGCCGAGCGCCUGCUCCACCGCCUCGGCAAGGUGCUCAAAUUCAAUGGCCAAGAAGCACUAUUUUCAGCCUUGCAAAGAGUCAAAGAAGAGUUGAUGAUUCUGGGUUUCAUUUCCUUCCUACUAAGCGUCUGCCAAAAUCUCAUCAAUCGCAUUUGCAUCCCGGAGAGUGCUGCACGUGUCAUGCUUCCAUGCAUUGAAGAGUCCAAAGCCAGAGAAGAUGCUGCCAAACUCUGCAAGAGAAAGGGUGAAGUUCCCAUGCUAUCUGAAGAGGCUCUGCAUCAGCUGCACAUCUUUAUCUUUGUACUUGGUGUGGUGCAUGUUCUGUUCUGUGUUACAACGCUGUUACUUGGUGGAGCUAAGAUGAGAACGUGGAAUAAAUGGGAGAAAGAAAUUCAACAAGGAAGAAUCAAGGAGCGUGAAAAGACGCCAGGCUGGAUGAAACCAUCUGCUGUAAGAUGGAUUAUUGCAUUCUUCAAGCAGUUUUAUAAUUCUGUCGGUAAACCAGAUUAUCAAGUACUCAGAUCAGCUUUUGUUCUGCGCCACUACCCAAAUCGCCUAGACUUUGAUUUCCACAAGUACAUGGUUCGUGCCCUCGAGCAUGACUUCAAAGAAGUGGUUGGAAUCAGCUGGUACCUAUGGCUUUUCGUUAUCGUCUUCCUGCUGCUGAAUAUAAAUGGGUGGCACACUUAUUUCUGGCUGUCUUUCUUGCCCUUGAUUCUUCUGCUUAUUGUUGGCACUAAGCUGGAGCACAUCAGCACUCGAUUGGCUCAAGAAGCAGCGGAGUGUUCCGAUGAAGCAUCAGGAAACCCCUGGACGAAGCCAUGCAAGGAGCACUUUUGGUUUAGCCAUCCUAGGGCUGUCCUCCAUCUGAUCCAUUUCAUCUUGUUCCAGAACUCGUUUGAGAUGGCAUUUUUCUUCUGGGUCUUGGCAACAUAUGGGUUCGAUUCAUGCAUCAUGGAGAACAGAUCAUAUGCCCUCCCCAGACUUGCUAUUGGCAUCAUCGUUCAGGUGCUCUGCAGCUACAGCACCCUGCCGCUGUACGCCAUUGUCACCCACAUGGGCGGCGACAUCAAGCUGCAGGCGUUCGGCGAGCACGUACACGUGUCCGUGCACAGCUGGGCGACGGACGUGAAGAAGAAGGCGACGUCGCUGCCGGCCCAUCCGCACCCGCACCAGCACCAGCACCCGCACUCGCACCUCCGGAUCCCGUUUCUCAGCAAGAAGAGGCACAGCGGUCGCGGCCCCGCAACUGAGGAGGCCGCAGCGGAGGCGAGGGCGACGGAGCAGCGCGCCGGGAGCUCCAGCACGCCCAACGCACCGCCGCAGCAGCGGGCCGACGACCUAGAGGAGAUCGUGACGACCACGGAGGACGACCAUCGUCGUCGCAACGCCAGUUUCUCGUAG